Molecule: messenger RNA, 1455 nt
Organism: Neoarthrinium moseri
Lineage: Eukaryota; Fungi; Ascomycota; Sordariomycetes; Amphisphaeriales; Apiosporaceae
Exons: 3
Coding region: 1-1455 (484 amino acids)
Biological process (GO): regulation of mRNA processing; spliceosomal complex assembly; protein phosphorylation
Molecular function (GO): protein kinase activity; ATP binding
Source: RefSeq, a predicted model, not a curated record
AUGCUUGUGGCUGGAUCUCCGCCAAGACCACAGCCCAGUCCUGACAAUCCAACACCCAAAAGCCUGGCUGCACUCAAUCUAGUCUUUGGACCCAGUGAACCCAGCGCAGCAAGCAGAAUGCUAGGCUCCCAGACUCCCUUGGUUGGAGUCGAAGAUGUGCGAGAGACAUCUCAGGUUGAAGAGCCGAAUCAGGCAUUGAAAGAAGGUGAUGAGAACCAGCUUGCGAAAGACGAUUCGCCCCCAGAAGCGUUCAGCCUGACAGCUUUUACUGGAGACCAAGACUGCGAAGAGAGGAGAGCGGCUUACAGACAGGGAGGAUUCCACCCAGUCUAUAUUGGUGAAAUCUACAAUUGUCGUUACGUCAUUCUGCGAAAGAUCGGGUACGGACGGUACUCGACUGUUUGGCUUGUCAGAGACCUCACUGAGCCGAAAGGGAGUGAGCAUGAGUUCCGGGCAUUGAAAGUGCUAAGUGCCGAGUGCUAUAACGAGGAGACCCCCAUUCAUGAGAGGGAAAUCCUAAUACGCCUCCGCGAGACGGAUAAGUCACAUGCGGGCUACAAAUACAUCUGCCACCUAGUUGAUGAUUUCGAGCACAAAGGACCCAACGGAAAUCACGUAUGCCUCGUCUUCGAGCUGAUGGGAGAAACUCUUGACAGUUUCAGGGUGUGGUUCGCCAAGCACAUGCUGCCAAAUGUGUUGAUGAGGAAGUUCACCGCGCAGCUCCUGAUGGCGCUUGAUUAUGUCCAUGACUGUGGCGUCAUUCAUACAGAUAUCAAGCCAGACAACAUACUCAUCACCUACAGGAACCAUUCAUUGAUUCAGAGCUACCUCAGUGACUACCCAGAACCAACGCAGGACAGAAAAGCAGAGCUCUAUAGUCCAUUGAAAUCUCAAUCCCUAGCACAGUACUAUUUCUCGAUGGGCGAUCCCCCGGUUAACUUCAAUCUCACCUUAGGUGAUUUCGGAGUUUCUAGCUGGGCGGAAAAGCAUCUCACUGAGUAUAUUCAGCCGACUACUCUUCGCGCUCCAGAGGUGCUGAUCGGUGCCCCUUGGGACUGGACCACCGAUUGGUGGAACCUAGGGGCAGUCAUUCUUGAGGUUUUCCGUGCCGUUCAGAUGUUUUCUGGCAAGGAAGAUCAAAACAGCCCAUACAAGCUGACAAACCAUCUCGAGGAGAUAGUCGACUUCUUCGGCCCCUUCCCGAAAUCACUUCUAGAUCUAGGUGAUCAAGAGAUCGUACAGGAGUGUUUCAAUGAGGAUGGCACCGUGAAAGGGUCAGAGCCGCUGGGUCGUCCCGGCCUAAUCUCAGAUGUCUACAUGGAAGAUCUGCCGCAAGAAACAAGAGAGCUGUUUGUGGACUUUUUGCAUGUCCUCAUGAAGAUAGACCCGAAAGAGCGACUUCCUACGAUGGAAAUUCUGGUGCAUCCCUGGAUACGAGGCAAAAGGGCAGAUUAG